GCCCCCGGCCCCCGGCUCCCCGGUCACUUCCUGAUUCCCGCUUCCUGCUUCCCAGAGGCCGGGAUCCGGAGCCGCCCGAGGCCGCCGCCGCAGCCCCCGGCGCCCCAGACAUGUCCUUCCGCAAAGUGGUUCGGCAGAGCAAAUUCCGGCACGUGUUCGGACAGCCGGUCAAGAAUGAUCAGUGCUAUGAGGACAUCCGCGUGUCCCGGGUCACCUGGGACAGCACCUUCUGUGCCGUCAACCCCAAGUUCCUGGCGGUGAUUGUGGAGGCCAGCGGCGGAGGCGCCUUCCUGGUGCUGCCCCUGAGCAAGACGGGCCGCGUCGACAAGGCCUACCCGACGGUGUGUGGGCACACGGGCCCAGUCCUGGACAUCGACUGGUGCCCCCACAACGACAGGGUCAUCGCCAGCGGCUCCGAGGACUGCACGGUCAUGGUGUGGCAGAUCCCGGAGCACGGGCUGACUUCGCCACUGAUGGAGCCGGUGGUGGCACUGGAGGGGCACACCAAGCGAGUGGGCAUCGUCACCUGGCACCCGACGGCCCGCAACGUGCUGCUCAGUGCAGGCUGUGACAACGUGGUGCUCAUCUGGAACGUGGGCACGGCGGAGGAGCUGUACCGCCUGGACACUCUGCACCCCGACCUCAUCUACAACGUCUGCUGGAACCGCAAUGGCAGCCUCUUCUGCUCCGCCUGCAAAGACAAGACUGUGCGCGUCGUCGACCCCCGCCGCGGCACCCUGGUGGCGGAGCGGGAAAAGGCUCACGAAGGGGCCCGGCCCAUGCGCGCCAUCUUCCUGGCGGACGGCAAGGUGUUCACCACCGGCUUCAGCCGCAUGAGCGAGCGGCAGCUGGCGCUGUGGGACCCGGAGAACUUCGAGGAGCCCAUGGCUCUGCAGGAGCUGGACUCCAGCAACGGGGCCCUGCUGCCCUUCUACGACCCUGACACCAGCAUAGUCUACGUCUGCGGCAAGGGCGACUCCAGCAUCCGGUACUUCGAGAUCACAGAUGAGGCCCCCUACAUCCACUUCCUGAACACCUUCACCAGCAAAGAGCCCCAGAGGGGCAUGGGCAGCAUGCCCAAGCGGGGCCUGGAGGUCAGCAAGUGCGAGAUCGCCCGGUUCUACAAACUGCAUGAGCGCAAGUGUGAACCCAUUGUCAUGACUGUGCCAAGAAAGUCGGACCUCUUCCAGGAUGACUUGUACCCCGACACGGCCGGGCCCGAGGCGGCCCUGGAGGCGGAGGAGUGGGUGAGCGGCCGGGAGGCUGAGCCCCUCCUCAUCUCCCUGCGGGAGGCCUACGUGCCCAGCAAGCAGCGGGACCUGAAGGUCAGCCGGCGCAACGUGCUCUCCGACAGCCGGCCCGCCGCGGUGCCCGGCACUGCCAGCCUGGGGGCCGCCACGGCCACUGCCCCCGCUGCUCCUGCCCCCCACAGUGGCAGACUUGCCAGAGCUGGGGAGGCCGGGAAGCUGGAGGAGGUGAUGCAGGAGCUGUGGGCGCUGAAGGCGCUGGUCCAGGAGCAGGGGCUGCGCAUCAGCCGCCUGGAGGAGCAGCUCGGGCGCCUGCAGAACGGGGACGCGUAGGGCCAGUGCCCUGGUGGCUGCCACCCCACUCCACCCCCCGCCCCACCCCGGUCACACAGCUUCUGCCGGCAGGUCACACCAUACCGGGCCCGCUGGCUGCUGAGGGCCCGGGGUGGGCUCGGGCCAGUCCCUGCCUGCCCUGUCCGGGGGCCCCAGUUCCAGCCAACGUCUGGCUCUCGUUGUCGUUACUGUGGAGGAAUUCUGUACCAAGGCAAGCUAGCUUGUCGUCGGAGGGACCACCUCGCCCACCCCUGCACAGCCCCUGCCCCCUCCCCGGAGGAAGCGGGAGGGAGGGCUUCUAUAUUUUCAUUCCAAAUAAAAUUCUCUUUUUAAGA
Molecule: messenger RNA, 1915 nt
Organism: Choloepus didactylus (southern two-toed sloth)
Lineage: Eukaryota; Metazoa; Chordata; Mammalia; Pilosa; Megalonychidae
Gene: CORO1B
Product: coronin 1B
Exons: 11
Coding region: 111-1580 (489 amino acids)
Biological process (GO): cell migration; actin filament organization
Molecular function (GO): actin filament binding
Source: RefSeq, a predicted model, not a curated record